Molecule: messenger RNA, 711 nt
Organism: Limulus polyphemus (Atlantic horseshoe crab)
Lineage: Eukaryota; Metazoa; Arthropoda; Merostomata; Xiphosura; Limulidae
Product: glutenin, high molecular weight subunit DY10-like
Exons: 2
Coding region: 1-711 (236 amino acids)
Source: RefSeq, a predicted model, not a curated record
AUGAUCAAACCCUUAAUAUCCUUAAUAUGCUACAACCAUCCAUCAUCUGAAACCGGUGAUAGAAAAAACGUUGCUCCUUACCACCCAUUAUCUGAAACCAGUGGUGGAAGAAACAUUGUUCCUUACCAUCCAUCAUCUGAAACCAGUGGUGGAAGAAAUGUUGCUCCUUACCAUCCAUCAUCUGAAAACAGUGGUGGAAGAAACGUUGCUCCUUACCAUCCAUCAUCUGAAACCAGUGGUGGAAGAAACGUUGCUCUUUACCAUCCAUCAUCUGAAACCAGUGAUGGAAGAAACGUUGCUCCUUACCAUCUAUCAUCUGAAACCAGUGGUGGAAGAAACGUUGCUUCUUACCAUCCAUCAUCUGAAACCAGUGGUAGAGGAAACGUUGUUCCUUACCAUCUAUCAUCUGAAAACAGUGGUAGAGGAAACGUUGCUCCUUACCAUCCAUCGUCUGAAACCAGUAAUGGAAGAAACGUUGCUCCUUACCAUCCAUCGUUUGAAACCAGUGGUAGAGGAAACGUUGUUCCUUACCAUCCAUCAUCUGAAACCAGUGGUAGAGGAAACAUUGUUCCUUACCAUCUAUCAUCUGAAACCAGUGGUAGAGGAAACGUUGCUCCUUACCAUCCAUCGUCUGAAACCAGUGGUGGAAGAAACGUUGCUCCUUACCAUCCAUCGUCUGAAACCAGUGUUACUACCCAAAAAGUUAAUUAG